Molecule: messenger RNA, 1152 nt
Organism: Spathaspora passalidarum NRRL Y-27907
Lineage: Eukaryota; Fungi; Ascomycota; Pichiomycetes; Serinales; Debaryomycetaceae
Product: exportin/importin beta family protein
Exons: 1
Biological process (GO): protein import into nucleus
Cellular component (GO): cytoplasm; nuclear membrane
Molecular function (GO): small GTPase binding
Source: RefSeq, a predicted model, not a curated record
AUGUCAUCUUCAUCUUCGGAAACAUUAAAUCAAGUGAACAAUGCAUUGGAUGCAAUGUAUGGAGGUACCAAUGUCCAAGCUGACAAAGUAAAGGCUACUCAAUUUUUGGAAUCCUUUCAGAAGUCACAAGAGGCAUGGGAAAUUGUUCAUAUUGUUUUGCACGGUGAAGACGCAAACGUUCAAUUGAAACUUUUUGCUGCUCAAACACUUAGAUCUAAAAUUACUUAUGAUUUACACCAAUUACCUGAAACCAACUAUCCACAACUAAAAGAGUCCAUAUUGGAAUUGUUAGUAAAGUAUUCCCAGACCAACCAACGGUUGAUCCGUACUCAAUUGGCCAUUGCAUUGUCUCAUUUAUCCUUACAAUAUUUAACUUGGUCAAAUGCAGUUAAUGAAAUAAUUGGCAAAUUAUCUGCACCAACUACGAUAGCUACUUUAUUAGAAGUAUUGAAGAUUUUACCAGAAGAAUUAUCCGAUGUUAAAAAGACUAACUUAACCGAUGACGAAUUCAACCAAAGAACCACCGAGUUAAUCACAAGCAAUGUUGAACCAGUCUUGUUAAUAUUAAAGAAUUUAUCCGAAUCAGGCGACAACUCGUUAAAUUCGGCAAUUCUUGACUGUUUAAACAAUUGGAUUAAAGAAUGUCCUGUGGAAAACAUCUUACAUGUUGAUUCCUUGACUUCGUUAAUCUUUAAAAGUUUAUCCAAUGACGAGACCUUUGAAAAAGCAAUUGAAUGUCUUGUCACCAUUAUACAUGAAACGAGGGAUAUUGAAAAUCAACAAUUGAUUGAUGCAUUAUACCAACAAAUCUUGCAGUUGGACAAGUAUUUGGAAACUAUGAAAGAUGACCCCGAAGCUAUCCCAGCAUUAACCAGAUUAUAUGUCGAGUGUGGUGAAGCAUGGCAUGUAUUGAUUGCAAAGAACCCAGCCCAUUUCAAACCAUUAUGUCAAAUCUUGUUACAAUGUUGUAAAUACAAGGAGGAUUUAGAUGUGGUCAAAUAUACCUUUUAUUUUUGGUAUUUAUUAAAACAACUACUCACAUUGCCAAAAUUUGAACAAUCAAAACAAGAAUUACGCGAAAUUUAUCAAGAAUUGAUUGUGAUUAUCAUUCUGCAUUUAUCUUAUCCUGUUGGACCUAAUGAUAGCGACUUA